AUGGCCAAUUCUCGCUUCGAGUACGUCAAGACCUUUGAGCGCAACGACGCACUGCUUCCCAAUACCUAUAUCAUCGUUCGCAUCGACGGCCAUGCUUUCCAUAAAUUUUCAGCUGCUCAUGGAUUCACAAAGCCAAAUGAUCUUGGUGCUCUAGCACUCAUGAACAAAGCUGCUGCUGCAGUCUUUGAUGCAUUCCCAGAGAUUCAACUUGCGUAUGGUGAUUCAGACGAGUACUCAUUUCUGUUUCCACGGUCCUUCAAUCGUUAUGAACGACGCGAGUCGAAGCUCAUCUCGACGUGUGCAUCCGUCUUCACAGCUGCUUACAUCUUUCGAUGGAGUCAACACUUCCCAGAUACAGCAAUGAAGUACCCACCCUCGUUUGAUGCGCGUGCCGUCUUGUAUCCAACGGGGCAAAAUGUCAGGGACUACUUUAGUUGGCGACAAGCAGAUUGCCACAUCAAUAACCUCUACAAUACGACCUUCUGGGCGCUCAUCCAGAAUGAGUCAAAGGAAAACAAGCCAAAGCUGACAAACACUGAGGCACAAGCACGACUCAUGCAUACCUUUGCCAAGGACAAGAAUGAGAUUCUCUUUAAAGAGUAUGGCAUCAACUACAAUAACGAGGAUGCAAUCUGCAGAAAGGGCACAGUCUUGUUCUCUGAUUCAAAUACCCACGCCAUGUCCAACAAAGCUCUCGACAAGCGGCGGAAAGCAGGCUUGAGCGAAUGUCACGUAGACAUCAUUCAAGACGACUUUUGGCUCGCUCAUCCAGACAUCCUU
Molecule: messenger RNA, 780 nt
Organism: Protomyces lactucae-debilis
Lineage: Eukaryota; Fungi; Ascomycota; Taphrinomycetes; Taphrinales; Protomycetaceae
Product: tRNA-histidine guanylyltransferase 1
Exons: 1
Biological process (GO): tRNA modification
Molecular function (GO): magnesium ion binding; tRNA guanylyltransferase activity
Source: RefSeq, a predicted model, not a curated record